Molecule: messenger RNA, 864 nt
Organism: Prorocentrum cordatum
Lineage: Eukaryota; Dinophyceae; Prorocentrales; Prorocentraceae
Source: the annotation of a GenBank genome assembly
AGCUUGCCGCGUUCAGUCGUUGGCCACGGUGGCAACGGCUUCUGCCCUAACAUGGAUUUCAAGCGGGUGCCGAGCUGGGCGAAAGCAAGCCAGUCGGUGGAAUGCCUGUCCAAUGUCGUUGAGCUCAGCAACGGCUUCAACGCGAAGCACGUCCACGUGCGAAAGCUCCAGAUUAUCAAGUCUAAAGACAGGGGCCUGCCAACAGAAUGGAGAUCCAAAUUCAGCGCCAUGUUCGACAAUUUUGUCGUGGACGCGCGGCCAAGCUCGCCCGCGCAAGCAGCCGUGGAGGACGUCGCCAACGUCGCGCUCGAGGACGACUCGGACUCGGGUGAUGCGGUGCUCCUGGGCGACUACGACGCCGGUAGAGACGUGCUCUUCAUGUCCAACGGCCCAAAGUUGAACGGCUUAUUGUCGGGCUUCGAGGCGCGCAUGCGCGCGGCGAGCAAACGGCCGGACCCCGAGUUCCACGCGGUGCUGAAGCCUGAGCCCUCGAAGACUCCGACCUCCACGUCUACGCGCGGGACAGCUACGCGCGCGACGCUUGAGGGCAUGGAGGCCCCGGGCGCAGGCGCCGAGGACAACGGUCUCAGCCCCUCCGCGCGAGAGGAGUUCAACGCGCCCCUGAAGGGGGAGGCAAGGGGGAAGGCAAAGGAGAAGAAACAGGCGAAGCCAAAGAAGGCAAUCUCGGUGAAGGCGAUCGCCAAGUGCAAGGGGCCCAAACCUAUGGGCGAUUCCGUUCGAGCCCGCAUCAGGAGGGAACGCAGCAAAGCAUGCCAUGGCGAGCGCGGGAAGUUGGAGGCGGCUGGCGCGCCCGCGUCUGCAGCCAUGCGCGCGCGGCAUGCUGAUGGGGCGCCGGCGCUCUAG